AUGUCGGCGGAAGCCAUCCUGCCGGCGGUUGGCGGUGAGUCUUCCGGGGCGACCUCCGUCAGAUCCGAGGACAGCGAUUCGGGAGACAGCGAGACGACGCCCGAGACGAGCUGCCACAACUUAGACACCGCCGACUUUAAGAUAUGCGCCGCGAGCCGCUCUGAUGGCAAAAGAAGACAGACCAAUUACUGCGGGCCCAAGGUUCAGUGUGUAUUGGGCAUCACCUUCAUAGUGUUGUCCGUGAUGGGGCUUAUCUUCACGCCCCUGGAUUUUAUGCUGUGGGAGAAGCUUAACAUGAGACCAGGGCUCCCGCCGUACGACUGGUGGGCAGAUCCCCCCGAUGAAGUGAAGCUCAGGGUGUACGCGUUCAACAUCACGAACCACGAUCGGUUCAUGCAAGGACUGGAUCCGAAGCUGAACGUCGAGGAAAUAGGACCUAUCGUUUAUUUAGAGAAACUCGUCCAUACCGGGAUAAAGUUUAACGAGAACAGCACUAUGACGUAUAUAGCAAAACGUCACACCAUAUAUUUGCCCGACGAAAACAAUGUUGACAUGAAUGCGACCCUGAUAGUGCCAAAUCUGGCGGUGCUGGGCAUUGCGUCUUAUCUACACAACUCGAUGUUUUUUAUACAAUCGGCUUUUACAAUACUGGCCAGUUCAUAUGGAAGCGAAUUAUUUGUAAAGAAGACUGUUCACCAAUACCUUUGGGAUUUUAGAGAACCAGUUUUGGAUUUAUCCAAGAACCUGGCUCCGGGUCUGGUGCCCGUCAACAAUAUGGGCAUAUUGGCUAGGAUAUACGCCAAUUUCCAAGACGAGAUGACGGUGAAAAUAGGCCCGCGCUGGGGCCACGACGAGUUCUUUCAAAUAGACAGGUUCUGGGGGAACCCGCAGCUGCCUGGAUACGAUCCCGAGGUGUGUCCAGAUCGAAUCGUGGGUUCUACUGAAGGCGUAAUGUACCGGCAGCGUCUCACAAAAAACGAUACCUUAUUAUACUGGAGGAAGACUGUCUGCAAAAUUAUGCCACUUUACUUUGAUAGCGAAAUGACCUUAGAAGGAGUGCCGGUGUACAGAUACAACUUGUCGGAGAGUGUGCACGAACGUCUGACGAACGGAACAGACUGUUACGCCAGCAGCCCGACCUUGCCGGACGGCGUCAGUGAUGCUUCGAAAUGCUAUUACAAUUUCCCAAUGGUGUCGUCCUAUCCACAUUUCUACGCGGGCGGUGUUCUCAAAGACCAGUUUGUGACCGGCCUCAAGCCUGAUAGAAUUAAGCACAAUUCUUACGUGAUUGUUGAACCGCUAACGGGUACUCCGUUUCACUCUGUGGCGCGAAUGCAAAGUAAUCUGCACAUUAGAGAUUUGUCAGGGUUCAGUUACAACUAUGACAAGCUCUCGAAUUUAAUAUUACCACUUUUCUGGGCAGAAUAUAAUCAAGAAAAUCUGCCUUCGAAAAUAAAAAACGUGAUAUACUUCAUGGUCGUGAUAUUGCCGCCCCUAACGAUCAUAGUUUUAUCAAUAAUAAUAAUAUUAGGUUUCUAUUUAAUAGCGAAAAACGUAUACGAAACGAAACUGCGUUACGACAAAAUAAAAACGUUAUUGCAUUUCAAUAGUGACGCUUCGAACGUGAAGACGAAUACAAUAUUUAAUUACGAGAAAGAAACGUUCUUGAAGAGUCCUAGUUAACCAUUGUAGACUUUAGUUAUAUAUUUUUGUUUGUGUUUAAAGAAAUGGAUGGAAAGCCUGUAGUUAAAAUGAGGCUUUAAGAUGACUAAUCUGUAGCAAAAUUUGUUUUUUUUUCCAGAUUUAUUAAUAAAGUAAAAAAAGAGCGUGACAAAGUGUGUAUAAUAUAUAAUAGAUACUGCUCUUUGCAUGGAAGGAAUAAGUACUACGUAGUACUUAUCACUUCCAUGGCUCUUUGUAACAUUAAUUCACAUUGUAUGAACGCUGCCGCCUUCUUUCCUUCAAUGUGACAGCGAAAUUUCAAUCGUUUCGAAAGAAUAUUCUAUAAUAAUAUACUCUGAGGAAUAACUACUAUAUCACUGUUUAAACUACAAAAUUGCUUCCAUCAGUGUUCAACUUAGAAUGUGUAGUGUGGUCAGGGCUGUUCACGUUUGGUCGCCUCUGCAAUACAUAAGCGUAACUUUCAGAUUGGAAUAAAUUAUUAAAAGUAUCUAACUUUUCCACUAAUUCCGAAAAUUUCCUUUUUUAUUCCUCGGUGGGAUAUUGUCACGAACUACCCUAAUUUCGAACGAAAGUCUAGAAUUUAGAUAAUAAAUAUAAAAAAAGAUUUCCCAAAAAGCGUCCCAUAGACAAUAGUAAUGCGCUGCCAUUAGAAUUUCUUUUUUUUUGUUAAAUAUUUAGAACUUUGUGCCUCAAAUAAAAGACAUUCAAAGAAGCUAUCAAGUAAUACCUAUGAACAAACAAGAUUGCUAGUUAAUUAUUUAGUUUUAAGUACAAAAGGAGCCCUUAAAUUGUAAUGUUUGACAAAAAAAAGACUGAAUACAUAAAAAAUGUGUUAUUCAUAACAUGAUAUAAAACAGACGUACAGUUAAGACUACCUUCAAUAUACGAUUCAAGACGAUAUAACGAUUGUAAUCUUAAAAUCCUAUAAAAAUAUGGAGGUACGAGAUAAGAUGUGAAAAUGUUACUAGAAAAAGUUACCAUUUACAGUUGCGUCACCGUAGCUAAAGGUAUCAUUUCAAUGAUAAUUCCAAAAGUUAAUAUUUGAUUUUAAAUGUUUUCAACUCUGCUCGUUUAGAACUGCUACGUUCAUAUAACAUCACUAGCCACGCUAGAGUUAUUAUGGUGGGCAUUUUUAGACAGGUUUUUAGACAAAAGACAGUUCUCUUUGCCCUGCCCUGCUCUGGUCUCCGUAUAUUAAAAACAUUUUUGAAAAUUCCAAAUUUUAAAACUAGAACAAUUUGGAUUCUAUUCUUAGUUUUAGUCCCAGGGGCUAAGCGAUAAUCUACUUAAAACCCUCACAGCUAUGUUUUUUCAGUCAUUCCCUUAUUGUUUAUUUUUGAUCCUACGGAGGGUAGAAGUAAGUAGUAUCAUCUCAGUGUAUUAAAGUGUUAAAAGCCAAUUAAGGU
Bombyx mandarina (wild silkworm) is the source of this 3089-nucleotide messenger RNA. Its product is annotated as scavenger receptor class B member 1. Gene Ontology annotation, molecular function: scavenger receptor activity. The record is from RefSeq and is a predicted model, not a curated record. Gene Ontology annotation, cellular component: cytoplasm; membrane. NCBI's taxonomy places the organism in Eukaryota, Metazoa, Arthropoda, Insecta, Lepidoptera, Bombycidae.